AUGACUGGUCCCUGUCCGGCCUGCUGGCCAGCCCUGCUCCUGGGACUGCUAUCGCCCUGGCUGGCGGGGCGCUGCAUGCCCGUCUUCGCCCAGCAGUACAACGAGACCCUGGAGUGGCGCUGGGAGACUCUCUUCUCGCGCUCCAUGGCCAGGCUCCCCCCCGGGGAAAGGAAUUUGCUCAGCCGGGACGGGGACUAUCUGCUGGGCAUCAAGAGGCUGCGGCGCCUCUACUGCAACGUCGGCAUCGGGUUUCACAUCCAGGUCCUGCCGGACAGCCGGAUCAACGGGAUCCACGAUGAAAAUCGAUACAGUUUGCUGGAAAUUUCUCCAGUGGAACGAGGAGUGGUUAGCCUUUUUGGUGUUAAAAGUGGACUUUUUGUAGCAAUGAACGGCAAAGGCAAACUCUAUGGAUCUAGCCAUUUUGGUGAUGAGUGUAAAUUCAAAGAGAUUCUGCUGCCAAACAACUACAACGCCUAUGAAUCCCAGACCUAUCCUGGGAUGUAUAUGGCCCUGAGCAAAAAUGGAAGAACCAAGAAAGGCAACAAAGUGUCUCCCACCAUGACAGUGACACAUUUUCUUCCCAGGAUUUGAGAAUUAUCCCUUCAGAGCUACCUCAGGGCAGAUGGAAAAGGCAAGGCCCAGCUGGGAGAAUGGAAGAGGGAGGGAGUGAAAUCUAUGGUGCACUUUUCUUUGAGAGUUUUAUGCAAGAGUAGAUGUAACAUAUUUAAAUUAUUGAUGUCUGUAUAUAUUGCUGGAAAAUUAUUUAUAGUUCUGAUGAUUUUUUAAAAAAUUCCUAAAAGAAAAGAAAUGAAAGAAAGAACAACCUUCUACAAAACCAAACCUCCAACCUAAGCUAUUCAUUACACAGUGUAACAGCAGAAGGCUCUUGCAUUGUGGUUUAUUUAAUCUUAUCUUUGUUUUGGGGUAAGUUAUCACAGGUGUGCUGCUAUUAUCACUUUUUAAAUGUGAAAUCUGAUUCCUAUAUGUUUUGCACUGUUCUGUGCAUUGUACAACGUUUGUUAGUGGACAUUAAAUUGUUUUUUUUUAAAGAAACACAUUGUUUUUAACCAGUUAUGACUGCCAGUGAAAGUUUUAGUCAUACAAAAAAGGCUAGACAAAUAUUCCUCGGUUCUGAUGCCAGCUUAUAGGAAUGUACAGCAUCUCUGAUCUCCUUUUUGUGUAGCAUCCUUAGUUCAUAGAAAUGGUAUCAAUUUACUUCUGCUACAGAAACUGCAGCAUUGGUGUAUGCCCUUCAAUGUUCAUUUUAGCUCUGCUACAUUUGAACUCUGAACUUCCCUGCAGUCAAUCCCUCUGGGGCCUGUAGAGCAGAAUCCACCUGACAAAGUAGGAGUAAACCCACUGAAAAUCUCUGGAGCUUGCACGGCAGGAGUUCAUAGUGAAUUGUGCUUAGAUAGAUCCUUUUAAACUUCUAGACUUAAAUUUUCAGCAUUGUGAGAUUGAGGAUUACCAUGUUAGUACAAGGCAACAUUUGGACAUUUUUACUCAUUGUUUAGCUUAGGUAGAGCGUGGUCAUUUUCUUCUUUCAGCCAGUCACACUUGGGAAUAGGUUAUAGUGAAUAGCUUUUGUGUUAAAGACCACAAAACCAUAUUUUAAAUGGAAUGAUAUUACAGGUAGUUCUUGACUGACAACCACAGUUGGCACUGGAACUUCUGUUGCUAAGCAAUGCGACCAUUAAGUGAGCCAUUGUACGACUGCAUCCGAUCUGACAACCUUUUUUUUUGCCAGAGUCAUUAAGUAAAUCACACAUUAAGAAAAUCCAGUUUGACUUUGCUUGAUGAAAGGCAGCUGGGAAGGUCACAUAUGGCAAUCACAUGACCCCAGGAUGCUGCAUCUGCUGUAACUACAUGCUGGUUGUCAAGAACCUGAAUUACGAUCACGUGACUGUUGGGAUGCUGCAAUAUUCAUAAAGGCAGAAACCCAGUUGUAAGUUACAGUUGCCGUUAGAACUUGGAAAGGUUGCCAAACAAAUGGUCCCAAGUCAAGAACUACCAAAUGCACGAUUUUAGUAAUAUUUGAAAAAAUCUCUCCCUUUCGGGCCAGAUUUCCACAUAGUUGUAAGCCACUGUUUUUCAGAAGUGCUACUCAAAUGAGCAUAUUUGGCUCUUCCUUUCAAUGAGUUGGCUAACAAACUAGAUGGUUUCAUCUAUGUUUUUUUUCUUUUUCUUUUUACUGUGCACGUUGAAUCAGGAACUCUCACCUUCUCUGAGUCCUUCUCAGAUAGGAACAAGUCAAAGUUCCUGCUUCACACAUCGCCAUGAACAAACCAUGGACGACCUAUUUUAAUUUUGUUCACCUUCCUUUAAAAUUGGUCAACCAGUCCUUUAACAAUUGUUUCCAUAAAUGUUACACUAUAUCAAAAACCAGCUGAUGAUGCAAUUCUGCAGUACAGGAUCCAAUCACUAGUUGAAGUCAAUCUUUUUGCGGCUGGGGUUGGAGGCAGAUAAACAUAGGUAAAGCUACUAGUUAGCCUUUUAAAAAUGGAGGUUGAUUUUUAGAUAUGAAAAAGUAUGUUAAACCUAUUAGGGGUUUAAUAGAUCUGAUUUAUUUUUGUUUUGCUUUAAAAAAAAGUGGGCAAUCUGAUCAUCGUAAUUCAGUGGUUUCAACCAUGAAGUCUUGGGCUGCAAAAUAGGUGCUUUUCUAUGGUAGAAGUCCUGCCCCGCUAUCAAUGCCUCUGCCAUAAAGGUUCUUGCUGGGACAUGAUUUUUAUAGCCUGUCCCAAUAGCAGUUCACUCCAAAGUAAUAAUAAUGACUUUAAUUAAACAUUUGUACUGUAAAUGGUUUAUAGGUUGUAGUGUUCUCAUUUCAUUCCCUGAAAUAAUGAUGUUUUAAUAUCUACCUCACUCAAUUAUUCUGGAAGCCAGUUUUUUUUUUUUACAAGACCAGCAGGGAAAGGGCGUUCAUUUUUUCUCCUUACCCUGCUUAUAAUUCCAGUGUAUGGGGCGGGCAUCCCAAUACCCCCCCCUUUUUCCAUAUGUAGUCAAAAGAAUUCCAGAUAGUGUUGGUUACAUCCAAUUUGAGCCUUGUCACGUUUGUGCUAUCUUUACCCAGUGAUUUACUUUUAGUAAGGAUAAUCAUGGUGAAAAUAUUUGCAGACAGCUGUCAGGCUGCAGCACUCUAUGCUCAUCCAGUAACCUUAUAUUUUUCUUUAUAUAUUUUGUGAAUGUAAACCAUGUCUUUAAAGCAAAGAAUGAACCAGCAGGUUUAAGAAGGAUGAUGGGGGGAUGGGAAGGAUGAGCAAAAAAGGAGGGUAACUCUUAGGCAAUGUUUAAUGGUUUCUUUUAAUGGAAGUAGGGCUUUGGAAGCUAAUCAUAGGCUUCAUCUAACAGAUAUCUUGGAAACAUUGCCUAGGGAGCUUUGUCACGUUGUAGAAGACAAGUCUCAAAAUCAUAAUGGGAGAUGAAUAUUGGCAUUGGUAAGGGCUUACCACGAAAUGAGGCACUGGAAUUAUUAGGAUAAGUACUCAGCUAUCUGGAGAUUAGAGCCACCAAAACAAUAUUUUGCUGCUAUGCAGGUAGAGUACCUGCCAUGAAGAUUUAGAAAUGAACUCAAUGAUUUUAUCUGAGAAGGGCUACUUUAGACAACAAUCCUUCACCUAUUUCUAUUUAUUUCAAUGGGAUUUCUUUCAGUAUAUCUUUUCCCCCCACCUCACCUACCAAACUUAUUUAGAGCACUCCCAGAUCAGGCACCUGAUUACAGUGUGUUUCGUUCUUUGGCACAACAGAAGAAUAGGAAGCUGACUUAUAUCAAGAUCAACUCUUGUUCUAUCCAGCCUAUUGGCUACCUUGGCUAGCAGUGGAUCUCCUGGAACUGAGAUCUUUCUUGUCAUGAGCUAGAUAGAAUCCUAUUAAGCAGAGCAGACAUGAAGCUAGAACAUUCUACUUAAAAAAAACAGAUGCUCAGUCACUAAACUUACUUUGAUCCCACUUUUAAUGUUCUACUAAAAUAUGUUCCCACAUUUUACCACCCCUUUACAAAUUGGAUGUGUGUGUAUGACUGCUUGGGAGCCAUUUGGGGAGACUGCAAUUACUGAAUGGUGGAAUCAGCCUUUAAGUUUUUAUUUCUGUUAUGAGGAAGUCUGGUCAAGUUCCCCACUCAGGUAAAAAUAUAAUUCAUUAUGAGUAUGGCCUCUGAUCUUUGCUUUGACUCUCGAGACUUGUGAUGUGGCUAUAUUGCCCCCAUCAUAAAAGAGAUAGUUAGACCUAUGACUGGAGAGAGAUAUAUGAAGGGUCAUUUUGAAUACGUAUUAGCAGAGAGAAAACAAGGCUUUGGGGAUGUCAUAUUAAACCAUGGUUUAGUGCAACAUGCAUGAGUAUGCCCAAGGUUCAGACUUUGCUUCUCUUUGGUGCAGUUAAGAAGAACAGUGUAGAAGCAUCUGCUCUUAAACCAUCCAGAGUUCUCUGUGAACUCUGAAUUUGACAGACUCUUGACCAAAGUUCAAUAGCCGAGAUAGGGCUGAGAAAGACUAUAUCUCGACAACAUUUGGAAAGUCCUUUUGAGAAGUGAAGACGGCAAUAGUCAGGGUCAUGAUGCAAAGUAGGAGAGGCUUUGUCAUGCAUAUGGGCCUAGAUAACAUUCCCUAAGUGUUAGAGUAGACUUUUGGAGGGACAGGUGUAUUCAUUUAGUAAAUAAUGCUAACUCUAAUUCAAAGCUUAUAAUAUAGCUUCCAUAUGUUUCCUUCCAUAUGUUUCCUUCCUUAAAAUGAUGGGAAAUUAUAUCACCAAGUUGCAACAGUUGUAGUAAAAGAGGCUUCUGGGAGUCUGUGGGCUGCCAAGUUCCAAUUCAGACAACCAUUUUCUUUGGAUCAUCUCCUAACUCAGGUUUGUUUAAAUUAUUAACAACUGGAUGUUAGUUGUCCUUUAAAUGGUGCGCUGAAGAUCAUUUUUCAAUAGUAGAAGGGAAGAGACAAGAGAGCUAAAUUUUACUUAAUUCAGAUUAUCAUAAUGAAAUGCAAUGAAUAUGAAUUUUUCCAGUUUAACAAUUUACCACAUUAAUCACUACAAUUUCAUAACCAUUUUAGAAGUAUUUAUGGGCCAAACUGCAAGCUUCUAGGGGUCAUAUAUUCUCCUAGUUUUUGGAGUUUUGUAUUUCUGCUCCAAAGCAAAAUUAGGAUGAAUUGGCUUUGAGCUUGGAGUCAGUGGCCUUAAUGACCACAAAUGGUUGAGCAUGUGUCCUUUGAGUCCUUUCUGCAGCCAAGUUGCAAGUAGAAGUGCCUCUAGAAAUGCCUAGAUUGGGUGUUAAAAUGAAACAUUGGCUUAUAUUUAUCAUGCUAAAUGCAGAGAUUACUUGAAUGCACAAGAAUUGCCAUUGUAGAUCUUUAUUUCAUAGGGCAAAUUCUAAGUGACCAUGAUUCUACAUUCAUUAUCAAGUACAAUGCCAAAUUUGAUAUGCUAUGGUUAACUAGUGAGUUAACCAAGCAAAUUUUAAGAUCUAUCCAACUCUUCAAUUAUCCCGAGAAAAUAACUCAUAGCUAGUAUAUUUCAAGAUGUUUUAGCUUUACAGCCUGCAUAUCUUAGAUCAUUUAUAUGCUGCUUUGAAUCAAUAUGCAGCAUUUCUUCAACCAGAAGUAAUAACUCUGGUAAUUACUUGGUGUACUUUGCUUGUAAUAGAAAGGAAAGGGAAGCAAAGCCCGCUUCAUCUUACUGGAGAUUGCUAUUUUUCUAUCCUUUGAUAUUUCUCAGUCUCAGUCUUCUGUUCAAUUUUUAAGUUUAUAUGUAAUUCACUUCAGGAAUUAUUACCCUAAGGUAACUUUUCAUGUAAAUGUAUCCUUUUUCUACAGUAGUGAUAGAAGCCAUAGUAAAUUGUGACCUUCUCUAGGAAAUUCGGUACUGAAGGACUAUAAUCUUAAGGAAUGUUUACCUACUCGGUAAAUUAAGUCAUCAUCAAAAUUCCAAGGCAUGGCAAAAAUGAAUUCAGCUUUCUUUCUUUUUUUAACAUUCCUGUAUUUGAAAAAAAAUGCUACUGUUAUAUACACAUUACUUUAUGAAUGACUUGCAUAUAUUUAUGUACUGUAUUAAUGGAAGACCUGGGAGAAUAAAGUUAAUCAGCAGUGCUAAUGAGAGUGAGGCCAGAAUUUAGGAAUAUGAAUUCCCCUUUUUGGGAAGUUUCAUCAUUACAAACGUCUAUGAAUUUGGAUCUGGAUACAAAUGGGAAUCGUCCAUUUCUGCUGCUAGCCAAUAGAAGUAUGCUGGAAACACUCAAUAUUGAGUUCAAUAGAAAAGUGUGGAACCUGAAAUGGACUCUUCACUAGAAGCGUUCCCAAAAUGGCUACUUGAAACUUGAAAAAAGGGUCAGUUUAAGGCCUGAAUACUUCUGAUGAAGUUGGAACAGUGUGGUUCAAGUUUGAUCCUGGUUGUUUUAAUUUCAGAAUAGUUUGAACUCAAGAUGGUUUGCAUAUUUCUACAGUACUUUCUCCCAGUGUCUUAUUAUCUUUCAGGCAAAGGCCUUGCUCUUUUUGAGUAUGAGCAACCCACAGCAGAGACAGAAGAGACAGAAAUGAAUCUCAUGACCAUGUUCAAAAACAUUAUUUUGAAUUAAAUAUGAUGUGUACAACUGGCUUUUCCUGGUCUUUAUUAAGUUCAUCAUUAAGUCCAUUAUGUAAUAUUUUACUUGAAAAGUGGAGAGACUGGGUAAGAAAAGAACUUUCCCCAUUCCAUUUCUUCUUCUUUUGAGUUUUUGAGUAUUCAAAGAAAGCUUAGGAGAAAAAUGAACCAAUUCCAAGGGAUAAGCACAAUCAUCCAUCAUAAGAUGUGAUGAGAGAACAGCAGGACCUGAUCAGCUGUUGUUCAUGCAAACAUAAGUAAAAUAAGUGCAUCCAAUCCAGUCUUAAAUAAAUGAACUCAAGACAGAGGAAUGCUAGAACAUUUCUGUGCAGUGUGGGAUAUCUCUGUAUCUUUUCUUUUAUUCUCUCUCAUUCUUUCUCUCCCUUUUUUAAUGUGUGGAUACUUAUAUGCACAAUGCAUACAUCUGAAUACCCCAAAUAUUUCUAGGUUUCCGUAAUAAUUGAUACAGCUCACAGGUGCAUUUUUAAUCACACUUGUUUUCCUUUCAGUUGCCAAAUGACGAACUCAUCCUUAAUGUGGUCAGAGGUGAUUUAUAUUGUAAUGUUCAGAUAACAUUGUAAAAUUUUUAUAUCAAUGUUAUGAGAUUUCAUCAUUUACCAAAUCUGUCUGUAGUUUUAUACAGGUGUUGUUUA
Crotalus tigris (Tiger rattlesnake) is the source of this 7214-nucleotide messenger RNA. RefSeq names its product fibroblast growth factor 4 (gene FGF4). Gene Ontology annotation, cellular component: cytoplasm. Gene Ontology annotation, molecular function: fibroblast growth factor receptor binding; growth factor activity. The record is from RefSeq and is a predicted model, not a curated record. NCBI's taxonomy places the organism in Eukaryota, Metazoa, Chordata, Lepidosauria, Squamata, Viperidae. The transcript has 3 exons. The coding region runs from base 1 to 591 and encodes 196 amino acids. Gene Ontology annotation, biological process: regulation of cell migration; positive regulation of cell population proliferation; cell differentiation.